This is a messenger RNA of Actinia tenebrosa (Australian red waratah sea anemone), 1413 nucleotides long. RefSeq lists its product as uncharacterized. Lineage: Eukaryota; Metazoa; Cnidaria; Anthozoa; Actiniaria; Actiniidae. The record is from RefSeq and is a predicted model, not a curated record. Gene Ontology annotation, molecular function: protein binding.
CCAUAGUAACCAUCAAAUUCAACAUGGCGGAUGGCGCGAAGUUGAAAGAUCCAAAAUGUUGUUGUCUUUUUGCUUUUUUCUCGUAGUCUAAACAAUGCCUUAGAGUUAAUAAGGAUUAGCAGGAGCAUUGCGAGGCCUAGAGGGUCCCGCUCGGGUAUUUUUAAGAUGGCUAUGGAAAAGUUAUCGAUGAUAAAAGACACACAUAACAAAGCUAUUACAGCGGUGACUUACAAUCCCAUGAAACAUGAAAUCUUGAUUGGCUUUGAAGAUGGUGUUAUUAAAGUUUGGGACUAUUCGGCUAAUGAGCCAGGCAAGCUGUUACGAACUGUACAUGAACACGAGGGAUGGGUGACAAGCUUUUUGUUCUGGGGAGAUGCAAAGCUGUUGUUCUCUGCAAGUAACGAUGGGAUAAUCAUUGCUUGGGGUUCAGGAGGAGCCGUACAUGACAGGAUACCAAUAGGCUCUCCAGUGUACUGCAUGGCUUGGAAUACCCGUCGUAAUCAGCUGGUUGCUGCAGUUGGCUCAACAGUGCAAAUAUUUACUAUGAAAGAUCCAGUCUACCAUGUGUAUCAAGGUUUUGUGUCCAGCGUACAUACAGAUAUCGUCAAAUGUGUGGUCUGUCAUGAAUCAAGGGUAUACAGUGCCGGAUAUGACCAAAUGCUUGUUAUCUAUGAUGCUUCCUUCUCAUACCACACCAAGAGCAGCUUAUCAGUUGUCUCAAGGAUUAGCAAGGCUCAUGAAGCAGGCAUUAUCUGUAUGUGUCUGGCCCGUGACAAUGAUAAUAACACAUGGAUUUUAACAGGCAGUUUUGACAAGAGUGUUAAAGUUUGGUCACAAGAUGGUCAGGUUAUGCAUAAAUUUGAUGGGUUUAGUUCUGCCGUGACUGAUGUCUGUUAUGUUCGUCCCAUCAAGACUAUCUGGAUCGCAGGGGGGUCAGCAGAGGCUGCUAUGUACGACCCUAAGUCUGGUGAUAAUGUGUCAGAUUUUAUUGGUACAUUUCAAAACGAGGAAAGCAAUGGGUAUCCACUGGUCUCUCUCCAUUAUUUACCAGAUCUGGGUCACGUGAUUGGAACAAAUAGUAGGCGUAACUUGAUUUUCUGGAAGUACAACUCAUCUGGUUGUUUAACCACGCUCAAGAACAAGUGUCCCGUGGACACACUAGUAUACACACGUAAAGUCCCUAUCUUGAUCUUCAGUGGUGGUGAUGAUGGUAAUGUAGCAAAAUGGGAGCGAUUACAAUCAAAUAACUUCAUGUACAGUAAGGAGCUACUACUCCACAGCGAAGCCAAGGCAAGACUAGCAGCUCAGAUCGCAGAGAAAUUUGAUUCAAUCAAAGGAUCGGGCAAAUCGUAUAUCAGGGAUAUAAACUCAAAUUAUAAGAACAAGCCAUCGUUUUCCAAUAACAUUAACAAG